AUGCAUGCGUACACUGUACAAGAGCAAGGCAAAGUGGCCGUAACUUUCAACAUUGGCACAGUCGACAUCAGCGUUAAGGAGAACGUCGCGGUAAACGAUGGGAAAUACCACCUUGUCCGUUUCACCAGGAACGGAGGAAACGCAACUUUACAGGUCGACAACUGGUCUGUCAAUGAGCACUUCCCCUCAGGCAACAGCGACAUUGAGCGCUAUCAAAUGGCAAAUAAGAAAAUCCCGUUCAAAUAUACCCGGCCAGUUGAAGAUUGGCUUCAGGAGAAAGGCCGACAGCUGACAAUCUUCAACACCCAAGCCACCAUCUCCAUCGGGGGCAACGACAAGAAGCGGCCCUACCAGGGUCAGCUCUCAGGGCUCUACUACAACGGCCUCAAGGUCCUCAACAUGGCCGCUGAGGGACACGUCAAUAUCAAGGUGAACGGGAGUGUGAGGCUGGUGGGAGACGUGCCGACGAGCAGGGGAGCGGCACGGACUACAACCUCCGUGCCCCCCGAAAUGUCCACCACCUUCAUAGAGACCACAACCACACUGUCCACCACCACCACCCGCAAGCAGCGCUCCCCACCCACUAUUCAGACGACAGAUGACAUUGUGUCUUCGGCGGAGUGUUCGAGUGACGAUGAGGACCUGGAGGAGUGCGACUCGGGACACGCAGGAGGGGAGCUAGUGAUCCCCGUGCUAGUUGAGGACCCCAUAGACAUCCCCUCUGUAUCCACCCGCUCUCCCUUCAUCCCCCUCCCCCCGACCCUCCGCCCUGUCCUCACCAUGGCCCCUGAGGCGGGGGUUCCUUGCUUGUCGGACCGAGGCGGCGAUGAUUGUGAUGAUGGUGAUAUUGAUGGUGAUGAUGGCAUGGUGAUUUCGGGGUUUGGCUCUGGCGAGGCUUUCGACUCUAGCCUGCCCCCGACUGACGAUGAAGAUUUUUACACCACCUUCUCCCUGGUAACAGAUAAGAUCUUGACCACGUCGGCCUAUGAAGGCGGCUACAAAGCUAUCGCGCCCAAGUGGGAAUCCAAGGACUUAAGGCCUAGCAAAGCCUCUGAGGCAGGUAGGACUACAUCCACCUCUCCUGUCCUCAGCCCCCGCGGCACUCCGGCGGUCCCCUCGGACACGCCCCCCAAGCUGCCCGCGGGGAAAAUGAACAAUCGUGAAGUGAAACCGCCGCAGCCGGACAUUGUUUUGCUGCCCUUGCCGACGGCCUUCGACGCGGACGGCACUAAACCGCGGGGACCCUUCAUCACGUCGCCCAUUCUGCGUACAGUGCCCGUGGCCCUGCCCACCGUGCCCGCCAUCGUGCGCAGAGUUCCUCCCGGCGCGUCCGAGGUGAUCCGGGAGUCCAGCAGCACGACAGGCAUGGUGGUGGGCAUCGUGUCGGCCGCCGCGCUCUGCAUCCUUAUCUUACUCUACGCCAUGUACAAGUACAGGAACAGAGACGAGGGUUCCUACCAGGUGGACGAGACCCGCAACUACAUCAGCAACUCGGCGCAAACCAACGGCGCUGUGGUGAAGGAGAAAGCACCCAGCGGCGGCGCCAAAGCGAGCGGCAGUAGCAAGAGACCGAAAGACAAGGACAAGGAAUAUUAUGUAUAG
This is a messenger RNA of Knipowitschia caucasica, 1602 nucleotides long. Lineage: Eukaryota; Metazoa; Chordata; Actinopteri; Gobiiformes; Gobiidae. The record is from the annotation of a GenBank genome assembly.